CCGGCCUGAGCUGCAAAGAGCCUCCUCUUGGAGAGGCCCUGGCCAAAGGAAGGCCAAGGGGCAGACUCCGGACCCACAAUGUUGAGGGUUUUCAUCCUCCAUGCGCAGAAUGUCCAGACCCCAGACACGGAUAUCAGCGAUGCUUAUUGCUCAGUGGUCUUUGAAGGGGUGAAGAAGAGAACCAAGGUGAUAAAGAACAACAUCAACCCAGUAUGGAACGAGGGCUUUGAAUGGGACUUGAAAGGGAUUCCUUUAGACCAGAAUGCUGAGCUUCACGUUGUUGUCAAAGACCAUGAAACCAUGGGCAGAAACAGGUUCUUGGGCGAAGCGCAUGUGCCCCUGCGAGACGUCCUGGCAUCACCCAACCUAGCUGCCAGCUUCAAUGCUCCUUUGCUGGAUACCAAGGGGCAGAGCACAGGGGCGUGUCUGAUCCUGCAAGUCUCCUACGUUCCCCCACCUGGAGCAGCCCCAUUAUUCCCACCUCCUGCCCCACCUGAGCCAAACCCAGCACCUGCAGAACUGGAAGUGUUGACAGAUACAGCUGGAGAAGAGGAUGCGGAAGAUUUGCUUGGGACGGGAGAGGAAGAUGAGCCUUUGGUGGGACCGCCCGCAACAGAUCAGCCCUCAGUCCCCAGAAAACCUCCAUCCCAUAUUGUUCAAGGGACCAAGAGGAGGAAGAGUGGCCCAAAGAAACUCCUCUCCAACAAGCCCCAGGACUUCCAGAUCAGAGUGAAGGUCAUUCAAGCGAGGCAGCUUCCCGGAGUCAGCCUCAGGCCGGUAGUGAAGGUGACGGCUGCUGGGCAGACGAAGCGAACCAGGAUCCGGAAAGGGAAUGGCCCAUUGUUUGAUGAGACCUUUUUCUUCAACGUCUAUGAUUCCCCAAUGGAGCUGUUUGAUCAACCCAUAUUCAUCACUGUUGUUGAUUCCCGCUCGCUCCGGACAGAUUCGGUCAUCGGGGAAUUCCGGCUGGAUAUUGGGACGAUCUAUGCUGAACCCAAGCACUGUAUCCUCCGAAAAUGGCUGCUGCUUUCAGAUACAGAGGAUUUUUCAGCCGGGGGUAGGGGCUACUUGAAGGUCAGCUUGCAUGUCCUUGGUCCUGGAGACGAAGCGCCUAUGGAGAAGAAGGAAGCUGCUGAAGAGAAGGAAGACAUCGAGGGCAACCUUCUCCGUCCAACUGGGGUGUCUCUAAGGGGAGCCCACUUCUUCCUAAAGAUUUACCGGGCAGAAGACCUGCCCCAGAUGGAUGAUGCCGUCAUGGACAGUGUGAAGCAGAUCUUUGGCUUCGAGAGCAACAAGAAGAAUCUAGUGGAUCCUUUUGUGGAAGUUACUUUUGCUGGCAAAACGCUCUGCAGCAAGAUAGUGGAGAAGAAUGCCAACCCUCAGUGGAACCAGAGUGUAACCCUGCCAGCCAUGUUUCCAUCAAUGUGUGAGAAGAUGCGGAUACGGGUCAUUGACUGGGACCGGGUCACUCACAACGACAUCAUUGGCACCAGCCAUCUUCGCAUGUCCAAGAUCUCCGCUUCUGGAGGGGAACUGGAAGAUGAGUUUCCAUCUUCUGCAAGGCCCUUUGGUGCAAUGGACAUGGACGAUGGCCUGGGUUUCCUGCCCACCUUUGGCCCAUGUUACAUCAACCUGUAUGGCAGCCCACGGGAGUUCACAGGCUUUCCAGACCCAUAUGAGGAGCUCAACACUGGCAAGGGAGAAGGCGUCGCUUACCGUGGACGGUUGCUGGUGGAAUUGGAGACGAAGUUGGUGGACCACGUUGAACAGAAGUUGGAGGACAUUCCUGCUGAUGACAUCCUGCGGGUAGAAAAGUACCUGCGUCGACGGAAGUACUGCCUCUGCGCCACCUUCUACUCGGCCACCAUGUUGCAAGAUGUGGAUGACGCCAUCCAGUUUGAGGUCAGCAUCGGGAAUUAUGGCAACAAGUUCGACAACACCUGCCUGCCCUUGGCCUCCACCACUCAGUACAGCAGGGCUGUCUUUGAUGGCUGCCAGUAUUACUACCUCCCAUGGGGCAACGUGAAGCCUGUGGUUGUGCUCUCCUCGUAUUGGGAAGACAUCAGCCACAGAACCGAUGUGCAGAAUCUCCUCGCCGGUGCUGCAGAUCGGCUGGAAGCCAACCUGGAUCGGGUCCAGCUGGCCCUGAAAGCCAAAUGCUCGGCUGGCGACCUGGACACCCUGGUGGCCCAAUUGAUGGAUGAAGUCAUUGCGGACUGCAGCCAGCCACUGGUGGACGUCACCCAGAAGCCAAACAGCACCCAUUUGGACCAUUACCUCUAUCGCUUCCGCACCACCAACCUCAACCAGAUUGUCCAGGCAGCCCUGAGGUUAAAGCAUGAGGACUCUGAGCUGCAGCUGGUCCUGGAGCAAGCAGAAGACUGGCUCUCUCGGCUGAGGUCUAUGGCGGAGGAGCCCCAGAACAGCCUGCCAGAUGUGGUGAUCUGGAUGCUGCAAGGAGACCGGCGCAUGGCGUACACCCGGGUGCCGGCCCGCGAGAUCCUUUUCUCCCGCAAUGGAGCCAAUUGCUGUGGCAAGAACUGUGGGAAGCUCCAGACGAUAUUCAUGAAAUGUCCUCAGGAAGAGGUCCCAGGCCCCAAGAUUCGAACCCAGAUCCGGGUGCAACUGUGGCUGGGUCUCGGGGUAGAUGAGAAGGAAUUCAACAAAUCUGCAGAAGGACGGCUUUCUGUCUUUGCAGAAACGUAUGAAAACCAGACCAAACUUGCCCUGGUUGGGAACUGGGGCACCACUGGCCUCACUUACCCCAAAUAUUCAGACGUCACCGGGAAGAUUAAGUUGCCCAAAGACAGUUUCAGACCUUCGACCGGAUGGGCCUGGGCCGGGGAAUGGUUCGUCAGCCCCGAGAAAACGUUACUAUAUGACGUUGAUGCCGGCCACAUGAGCUUCGUGGAGGAAGUGUUUGAGAACCAAGUCCGGCUUCCCGGCGGGCAGUGGAUCCACAUGGCUGAGGCUUACACCGAUGUGAAUGGGGAGAAGGUUCUGCCCAAGGACGAGAUCGAGUGCCCUCUGGGUUGGAAAUGGGAAGACUUUGAGUGGGACAUUGACCUCAACAGAGCCGUGGAUGAGAGAGGCUGGGAAUAUGGCAACACCAUCCCUCCAGACCACAAACCCAAGAGCUGGGUCCCUACGGAGAAGAUGUACCACACGAACCGUCGCCGGCGCUGGGUGAGGCUGCGCCGCAGAGACCUGGCUCAGAUGGAGGCCCUGAAAAAAUACAAGCAGGAGGAGCUGGAAGGAGAAGGAUGGGAGUAUGCCUCUCUUUUUGGCUGGAAGUUCCACAUGAAAUACUGCAAGACGGAUUCCUUCCGCCGGAGGCGAUGGCGUCGCCGAAUGGAGCCCCUUGAGCAGACUGGAGCAGCCGCUGUGUUUGCCUUGGAAGGAGCCCUGGGUGGCAUCACAGAUGACAAGAGCGACGAUGGCAAGUCAGUGUCGACACUCAACUUCGGUGUGAACCGGCCCACCAUUUCCUGCAUAUUUGACUAUGGAAACAGGUACCACCUGCGCUGCUACAUCUACCAAGCAAGGGAUCUGAUUGCCAUGGAUAAAGACAGCUUUUCAGACCCCUAUGCCAUCGUCUCCUUCCUACACCAGAGCCAAAAGACGGUGGUAUCAAAGAACACCUUGAACCCCAUCUGGGACCAAACAUUGAUCUUCUAUGAGAUUGAGAUCUUUGGGGACCCUCAGAACAUAGCAGACUCCCCACCCAACAUUGUGGUUGAAAUCUAUGACCACGACACCUAUGGUGCCGAUGAAUUCCUGGGACGUUGCAUUUGCAAGCCGAGUAUGGAACGGAUGCCGAGGCUCGCCUGGUACCCAGUGGUCAGAGGCAACCACAGUGCCGGGGAAUUGCUUGCAGCCUUUGAGCUCAUUCAGCGUGAAAAGCCGGCCGUCCACCACAUCCCUGGCUUUGAGAUGGAGCUGUCUGUUUUGGAUGAGCUGUGCACACCUGCCUUCUAUUACGAAGGGCUUCUCCAAUGGUCUGCGGAUUCGGACCUGCCUUACCCUCCGCCGCAGCGAGAGCCCAACAUCUACAUGGUCCCUCAAGGAAUCAAGCCUGUUCUCCAACGGACCGCCAUCGAGAUCUUGGCCUGGGGACUCCGCAGCAUGAAGAGCUACCAGUUGGCCAGCGUGACUUCGCCCAGUCUCCAGGUGGAGUGUGGCGGCCAGAUGGUUCAGUCGUGUGUUAUCAAGAACCUCAAGAAGAACCCCAACUUUGACAUGUCCGUUCUCUUCAUGGAAGUGCGCCUGCCAAGAGAAGACCUCUACAGUCCUCCCAUCAUUCUCAAAGUCAUUGACAACCGGCCCUUUGGCCGGAAGCCGGUGGUGGGGCAGUGCACCAUCCGGUCGCUGGAGGGGUUCUUCUGCGAUCCUUACAAAGAGGAGGCUGACUUUCCCGAAACACAUGCAGAUGAUGUGAGCCUGACCCCUAAAGAUGACAUCCUUAUUGAUAUCGAUGACAAGGAGCCUCUCCUUCCGGUCCAGCCUGCAGAUGGCAUGACCAGCUCAGCUUUCAUUAACAUGCCAACUUCUGGGGCCGAUCUCCAUGAGGAAGAAUUCAUCGAUUGGUGGAGCAAGUUCUACGCUUCCACGGGGGAGCGAGAGAAAUGUGGCUCCUACUUGGAGAAGGGCUUUGACACUUUGAAGGUCUACGAGACGGAACUGGAGAACAUAGAAGACUUUGGGGGCCUUUCAGACUUCUGUCACACCUUCAAGCUGUACCGCGGCAAGACUCAAGAUGCCCAUGAAGACCCCACCGUUGUGGGAGAAUUCAAGGGUUCAUUCAAGAUUUACCCGCUUCCAGAUGACCCUGCGGUGCCCAUGCCGCCUCGCCAGUUCCACCAGCUCCCUGCCAGAGGCCCCCAGGAAUGCCUUGUCCGUGUCUACAUCGUCCGUGCCUUUGAUCUGCAACCCAAAGACCCCAAUGGCAAGUGUGACCCUUAUGUGAAGAUUUCUGUGGGGAAGAAAUCCAUCAAUGACCAGGACAAUUAUAUCGCCUGCACCUUGGAGCCAGUCUUUGGAAAGAUGUUUGAGCUGACUUGCACCUUGCCCUCGGAGAAGGACCUGAAGAUCACCCUCUAUGACUAUGACCUCCUGUCCAAGGAUGAGAAGAUUGGGCAGACAAUCAUUGACCUCGAGAACCGGUUCCUCUCCAGAUUUGGAGCCCGCUGCGGCCUACCCCAGACCUACUGCAUUUCUGGUCCUAACCAAUGGAGAGAUCAACUGCGACCCUCCCAGCUGCUCCACUACCUGGCCUUGCAACGCAACUGCAAACCUCCUGUUUACAAGCCGGACCGUAUCAUCUUUGGAGAUCAAACCUACAGCCUCACAGACUUUGAGGAUGGGAAGCCCCCCAACCCACAUCUGGGGCCUGCGGAGGAAAGACUAGCCCUGCAUACUUUGCGGAAGCAAGGCCUAGUGCCAGAGCAUGUCGAGACCAGACGGCUGUACAGUCCUCUGCAACCAGAUAUCGAGCAGGGAAAGGUUCAGAUGUGGGUGGACAUAUUUCCAAAAUCGCUUGGGCCACCUGGACCUCCAUUCAACGUGACUCCAAGGAAAGCAAAGAGGUUCUACUUGCGCUGCAUCAUCUGGAACGCCAAAGAUGUCAUCCUGGACGACCUGAGCAUCACAGGGGAGAAGAUGAGCGACAUUUAUGUGAAAGGAUGGAUGGUUGGCUAUGAGGAGAACAAGCAGAAGACAGACGUCCAUUACCGGUCGAUGGGAGGCGAAGGGAACUUCAACUGGAGGUUCGUCUUCCCCUUUGACUACCUGCCUGCUGAGCAGGUCUGUUACGUGGCUAAGAAGGAGCAUUUCUGGAGCUUGGACAAGACAGAGAACAAAGUCCCUCCCCAGCUGAUCCUUCAGGUCUGGGACAACGACAAGUUCUCCUUCGACGACUAUUUGGGUUCCAUCCAGCUGGACCUCAACUGCAUGCUGAAGCCAUCCAAGACAGCCGAGAAAUGCAGCCUGGACCUUCUCGAUGGCCCAGAAAGAAUGGUCUCUCUCUUGGAGCAGAAGACAGUCAAGGGCUGGUGGCCCUGUGUGGCAGAAGAGGAUGAGACCAAGAUCAUUGCAGGCAAGUUGGAAAUGACGCUGGAGAUCAUCAAUGAACAGGAGCACGACGAAAGGCCAGCUGGGUUGGGCCGGGACGAGCCAAACAUGAACCCCAAACUGGAAGACCCCAAGCGUCCGGAGACGUCCUUCUUGUGGUUCACCUCUCCUUACAAGACCCUGAAGUAUAUCCUGUGGAGGAGGUUCAAGUGGGUCUUCCUCCUCCUCCUCCUCGUCCUCAUUGUGUUGCUCUUCCUGGGGAUCUUCAUCUAUGCCUUCCCGAACUAUGCUGCUAUGAAGCUGGUGAAGCCUUUCAGCUGAGCCCAAGGUGGAGAAGAGCCAAGAGAAGAGCCUUGCAAGGCAGAGGCCAGAGCCGGCGGAGGAGAAGACGGCUGCACAGUGCCUUGCAAACCACACAACCUGCCUUCUGUCGCACACUCUUCUGCAAAAGGGAACGGACAGCAGCCACUCCCUGCACAAAUUGCAUUCUUCUCAGUCACAAAGCCAUAGGUUUUAAUACUACCCCCUCUCAGCCCAAUGCCCUUAACCCUGCAAAUGCUGCUCAGGUGCCAUGGCUGAACAGAUGCACCAGAACUGCACUUUGGUUUCUGGGGCUUUGUUCUCUGUACAAAGUAGGCCUUCGAGAAGUAGAUGAUUCACCUGUACAACGCUUGGGAUCUGUCAGUAGGUUACAGCAGUGAUUCCCAGACUUUGGUCCACCGGAUGUUUUGGACUUCAGCUCCCAGAAUUCCUGACUGUUGACCAGGUUGGCAGGGCUUCUGGGAGCUGGAGUCCAAAAACCUGAAGGACUACAGUUAGGGAGCCGGGUUAGAGUAACAAAGAACUGCUUGAAACCACCCUAGUAAGAGCAUGAGGUCCCCGUUUCUUUGCCACCCGUUGCGUCUGCUUUUACUGCCAACAAGUCAGUUCAGCCCUGGAAAAAUGGGAUUUGUUGCAUCAUGGGAAAGGGGGGAAAGGAUUUGGGGUUCAGCCUCUGCAGUUUCCCCCAUCUCUGGAUGCAUAUGCCUCAAAUAUCCCCAAAUAUCACCAAGAACCAGGAUGCCAUGCGUUACUAAUUCUGUGCUUUAGUCAUUUUCUUCCACUGCAAGAAAGUCUUUGAAAACUCUGCAGUGUUUUUUAAAAAAGACAGUUCGCCGUAAAAGCCUUAUUCUGCACAAAAUUCGCAGAGAAUGAUAGAAUCCUAGAGUUGGAAGAGAUCCCAAAGGCAUCUAGUUCAUGCAGGAACUCACAAUCCAAGCCCUCCCUGUGACAGAUGGCCAUCCAGCCUCUGUCUGAAAGCCUCCAAAGAAAGAGACUCCACCAUUCUUCAUUGCAGCAUCUUUUGCAGCUAAACAGCUCUUACUAUCAGGAAGUUUGGCCUAAUAUUUAGGAGGAAUUUCUUUUCCUGUCAUUUGCAUUUGCUUCCAUGGCACUGUUUCCUAUUCUCUGGAGCAGCAGGAAACAAGCUCACUCCAUCCUCAAUAUAGCAUCCCUUCAAGUUCAUACUUUUAUUUUUAGUGGAAAAUAGCAUUUUGUGCAGGAAGCAGCAUUGUCUGCAAAGAAAAUAGUUUAUCUGUGCAGACAGAAAGAAAAGCCAUAAUCAUAAAAAUAUUAUCUCUGCGCAGAAAAUGUUGUUUUCUGCACACACGCACGCACACACACACACACAAGCUGGAUGUGAUUUUUUUUUGGCAGAAUAAAUAUGAAAUAGCCAGAGACGAAGGUGACAGAUGUUAGCAAGUCAAGCAAACAAGUUGUUGAUCAUUGCAGAAAAGUCCUCUUUAACUUCUGGCAAUCCUCCGAAUGAGAGACCUCCACCAGAGACCCGGUUCUUAAGGGCUCAGUGUCUUGCAAACUCAGGGCAGCUGUGGUUUCCUUGAUGGAGUCUGUCCACCUGUAAUGUCAGUCUUCUUUUCCUAUUGCUUUCUAUCUUACCAAGCAUUACCAUCUUUUCCAAUGAGUCUUUUUGUUUCAUGAUAUGUUCAAAGUAUGACAGCCAAAUCUAGUAGGGCUUGGUUUGCUCUUGCUCAUUGCCUUCAAGUUGACUUAGGGCACCUCUAUCUGUCUUUUUGGCAGUCUGGGACAUCCAUCGGACUGGCCUCCAGCCCUGCAUUUCAAACAAAUUCCCUUCCUGUCACCUUUCUUCCCUGUCCAACAUUAAUACAUUUUGCUUUUCGUACCUAGAAACUGGAAAUGUGAUAGCAUGGACAAUCCUGGCUUUAGUUUUCAAUGAUACCUCUUUACUCUUGCAGAUCUUGUCCAUUUCCUUCAUAGCUGCCCUUCCAAGUCUUCGUCUUCUCCUGCCUUCUUGACCACAGUCUCCAUUCUGAUAGAGGACUGAGCCAAGGGAUAGGAAACCUUCUACUAUGUGGAUGAGACAAUCACAGUGUUGUAGGAUCCCAGAAUUUAAAGAAAAACCAAGGGCCAUCCACUUCAACCCCCUUCAGCCGUCAGAUGAAGACACCCUCCAAGCCCUCCCUGUGACUGAUGGAAACCCAGCAUUUUAAAACCUCCAAAGCAGGAGACUGCACCACGCUUUGAGGCAGCAGCCUCUUCCCCUGUCGAACAGCUCUUACCAUCAGGAUGUUCUUCCUAACGUUGAGCUGGAAUCCCUUUCCCUGUUAUUUGCAUCUCUUGCUCUGUGUUCCAGUCGCUGGAACGGCAGAGAACAAGCUUGCUGUAUCUUCAGUGUGGCAUCCCUUGCACUAUUUAAACAGGGCUACCAUGUCACCCUUUAACCUUCUCUUCUCCACUUUGUAGUUUGUUGUGGCACCAGAGCUCUUUGGGAAAGAAGGCUAAAUACCUCACUAAAUUGCAGAUCCCAGAA
Messenger RNA from Sceloporus undulatus (fence lizard), 8896 nucleotides. It is a transcript of the gene DYSF, whose product is annotated as dysferlin. The record is from RefSeq and is a predicted model, not a curated record. Lineage: Eukaryota; Metazoa; Chordata; Lepidosauria; Squamata; Phrynosomatidae. Gene Ontology annotation, biological process: T-tubule organization; monocyte activation involved in immune response; vesicle fusion. The coding region runs from base 79 to 6390 and encodes 2103 amino acids. Gene Ontology annotation, molecular function: calcium-dependent phospholipid binding; calcium ion binding. Gene Ontology annotation, cellular component: membrane; cytoplasmic vesicle; T-tubule. The transcript is spliced from 57 exons.